GGGAUCCACCUCUACAUGAAUAUUAGAACCCCUCCUGGCCUCCUCUCUACGUAUUGGCAAAAAUCUAAACAGGAGUGGGGCAGGGUUGUUCUCGUGCUUCUGUAUCUGUAUCUUUUCUCCACAGAACACCCAUCUCCGCACUUACGCUCCAUUACGGUUAGGGUUUUCUGUCCACUCUCUGUUGUUCUACAUACUCUUGAAAUAUGUGAUAUGGUAAGGGUUUUCGCAUUUUGAUUUGAUCUUUCAAUGCCUCGGUGCUUUUAUGUGCAAUUGUUUUUUGGGAAACGUAGAAAGUGUAGUCGCGCUUUCUCUGAAAGAAGCGUUCAAUUUCGGUGCCGCAAAACCCGUGGAAUUGUACCGUGAAAUUUUUGUUUCUGUAAAGUGCAUGACUUUAAUUUGACGGGCAGUGGUGAGUCUUGGUGGAAUUUUAUGGCGCCGAGCCGAAGAAAAGGUUCCAGCAAGGCUGCUGCUGCUGCUAAUCGCCGACAGUGGAAGGUCGGUGAUCUUGUGCUUGCUAAGGUGAAAGGGUUUCCAGCGUGGCCAGCUAUGGUGAGCGAACCAGAUAAGUGGGGUCACUCAUCUGAUUGGAAAAAAGUGUUUGUCUACUUCUUUGGAACCGAACAAAUACGGAGCCAUAACUUGCUGCUUAACUGAACAGUGCAGAAGAUCACAUUCUCUCUCCAUGCACUUAGUAUACAGGUUUACACGUUUUUCGGUCCUCCUUUUUUCAAUAACAAUUUAGCCUUUUGUACAGUGGCUUCUGCAAUCCUGUAGAAGUUGAAGAAUUUACAGAAGAAAAGAAAGAGUCUCUUUUGUUAAGACGUCAUGGUAAAGGUGCUGAUUUUGUUCGUGCACUGAAUGAGAUCAUUGAUUGCUUUGAUAAACUGAAGAAACAAAGCCAAGAUAUCAGUACUAACUGUACCAAUGAAACCAACUCGAUGAAAGAAAAUAGUUCUGCCGAGUUCUCGACCAAAAUGGGGCCAAAGGAAGAAACUGCCGCAGUUACACUUAAAUCACAUCUAAGGACACCCGUUUCUUCUGGAGAAACACAUGAUCUGAACUUCCUAACUGAAGCUGCUGUAGCUGCAGCAGCAGAUGGUCUGCAUGAUGAGGACAUGCUACUAGAAGAUUCUGAUGCUAAUUGUACAGGUAUGGAGAAGCUUUUGUUGACUGCUUACUCUACAAGGAGCAAAGCUGAACUCAGCCGACCAGAAAAAGGUGUCUCAGAGCGAAGGACGUCUGCACGAAGGUCUAUAGGUUCAUCAAGGAUUGGCCCCCAAGACAUGACGUUGCCUUCUAGCAAUAAUACUAGGAGUUCUCGGCGUGUUGUUACUAAUGCAUUGUGGGAUUCAUCUCUGAGAAGAAGUAAAAGGAUUAUGAAGGUGCCUGAUGAUACUGAUGGACAUCAAAUGGACUCACCUGCUUUUGUAUCAAACGAUAGUGAUGGUGAAAAUGAUUCUGAUUCUGUGACAGUCUCUGAUAAUCUUAGCUGUGAUGACAGCAGCACUUUAGACUCCAGUUGUAAACCAAAGCAACCUGAGUCUGUUGUUGAAAACUGUGACGGGGAAAUUGAAUUAAGUGAUAGGCUUGACUUUCAGACUAAUACUGUCAUCAUUAAAAAGAAGCGGAAGCCAAAUCGGAAAAGACACAGCAAUGGUACAGCUAACUUGGUAGCUAGAUUAGAUAGAGUAAUUUCUGAGACUGAGGUGCUGAAAGUUGAACAUGUUUUACCUAGUAAUGAUGGGAAAUCAGCUGAAAAAUGUACUAAAGAAGAUAGUGAUGAGCACUUACCACUAGUGAAAAGAGCCAGGGUUCGCAUGGGCAGACCAUCACCUUCUGAGGAUGAGCUAGGUUCGUCAGUGUGUAUGGAGGAAAACUCGUUGGAUGUUUCUAAAAGCCUUGGAAUGCAGCCCUCUGGUCCCUUAAAUUCCAAGGAAGAUGGUUCUUUCGAUUGUAAGCCUGUUUAUGUUGAAGGUGGUUCAGAUAAUCUCUCUGCAUUUGAUACAAGUCUUUCUAGGAAGCCUCAGAGUUGGGAAUCCAGAAAUAAUUUCGUCGAUGGUGAAGCUGCCUUACCUCCGUCUAAACGCCUACAGCGUGCCUUGGAGGCCAUGUCAGCUAAUGCAGCUGAAGAUAGUCUAACAGUUACAGCUGGUCUCUCAACGGUGAAUAUGUCGACUAAUGGAUAUUGUUGUAGUUCGCCUGGGGACUGCCAUGAGCUGUCAAUAGUGAGUGGAGGUGAGAUCCAAUCUGGAGCAGGGACGAUGGAAGGUGCGGAUUGUAGACAUCUUAAAGAUUCCUCACAUGACCAGCCUUCAAAAUUCAAUAUUGUGGAACCUAAUCUAAAACCAGAUUCACCUAUUUCUGGUAAAAAACAUGUUCAUUUAGAUUGCACUAGUUCUACUGAUCACCGCGAAACUGAGUGUUCUGAGUUGGCCAAACCUUUCAAGGGAUCUCAUGCUGAUAUUACCUUGGAGGAAGAAAUUUCUCUAGGUUCACCACAAAAUGACACUAAUAUGUAUCUGGACAAAGGGUGUAGUAAAGGUGAUAAAACUCCUGAGAUGCACAACCAUUUAUUAGCCGAAACAAAUCAAGAGAAUCGAAUGCCUGAGUUUGCCAAAGAAGAUGAAUCAAUAUCAAAGGAUCCCUCUGCUACUUCUAUGAAGGUUAUGACCGAUAGUCGUAAUCAAGAAUUAUCUCAUUCUUUUGAUGAUCAUAUGGGCGACAAAACUCUCUCAUUCACUCAGACAUCUUCAUCUCCCACUGAUGGGCUGGAUUCUGAUGGACGGGCAUCUCCACCCAGUUCGUCCAUAUGCAAAACGUCUACAUCGGAAAAGAAUAAUUUUCUUGAAAGUAAUAGUCGCAGUCCUGAUGUUUUAUUGCUUCUUGGCAAAGCUAAGCUCGCUGGCAAGUCAAGCAUCAAAGGAGAAGCUAAUAAUGCUCUAUCAUCCUUUGAAACCAUUCUUGGAUCAUUGACAAGGACAAAAGAAAGCAUAGGUCGAGCAACACGCAUGGCAAUUGAUUGUGCAAAAUUUGGUUCUGCCACAAAGGUGGUGGAAAUUCUUGCCCGAAAUUUGGAAAAUGAGUCAAGUUUGUCCAGAAGAGUGGACUUGUUUUUCCUCAUUGAUUCUAUCACGCAAUGCUCUCGAGGCAUGAAAGGUGAUGGUGGCAUAUAUCCCUCAGCAAUCCAACCACUAUUGCCACGCCUAGUGUUGGCUGCUGCUCCUCCUGGUAGUUCUCAUGAAAAUCAUAGGCAGUGUUUGAAGGUCUUGAACGUGUGGCAUGAGAGAAAGAUUCUUCCAGAACCCAUAAUCCGCCACCAUAUCCGUGAACUGGAUGCCAUUUGUAGUUCAUAUCUUACUGGGGCGUCCUCUCGCCGACCUUUAAGAAAUGAAAGGGCUUUUGAUGAUCCUAUUAGACAAAUGGAGGGUAUGCCUGUUGAUGAAUAUGGAAGCAAUUCAAGUUUUCAACUACCUGGUUUUUGUAUGCCCCCAAUGCUAAGAGAUGAAGAUGGAGGAAGUGAUUCUGAUGGAGAGAAUUUUGAGGCUGUCACUCCUGAGCAUGAUGCUGAAAAUGUUGAUGAAGAAAGGAAUCCAGUUCCUACAGUUGAGAAGCAUAGACAUGUCCUAGAAGAUGUUGACGGGGAGCUUGAAAUGGAGGAUGUGGCUCCCGCUUGCGAAAUCGAAAUUAAUUCCGUUAGCAAUAUUUCUGGAGCGGGUGAUGAACAGGUGUCGAAUCAUCAAUCUGAUAGUUCUUUUGGGGCUCCAUUUGCUCCUCCACCCCCUAAGGACAUAUCACCAUCUCCUGCUCUGCCCAGGUCUCCCCACCCUCCAGUUUUACCUCUUGCGAUGCCUGAUUCUGUUUCUCAUGGUUCUAAUUGGAAGCUUUAUCCUAGUGCGCAGAAGAUUAAGAGCCAUAUCCAGGAACCUCUUACAAAGCAGUCUAUCCUGCCAAAUAAUAACCUGACAACCUCUGAUGCUGUGCAUCAUCAUGCUCACGACAAUAGAAAUUUCGAAGCGCAGAUGCCAAGGACGUCUGACUUCCCUAAUUCAUGUUCUUUCAGCAGUCAGACUGGCUCCCAUCCAUUCGCGCAAGCUUGUAAUACCAUGUUGCCAGCUGAUGGUGCUUUCAACAAGGGUUUUCAUUUGCGUCCACCUCACCCUUCUCCUACAAAUCAGUUCUCAUAUGUCCAAGAUCAGCGAAUGCAGUCCCGGAGGGAUGUUCCAGUCCCUUCCUAUCAUAACAGAUUCGAUGUGCAGAAUUCUGGAAAUGGAAAUUUUUACAGAGAUCAUGAUAGAAUGAAGUUUGCUCCUCGCGAUAAUAUUGGAGAGUGCUGGAAGCCUCCAUUGCCUUCCGUAUCUGGCCCAUGCUAUCCUGAUGGCGGCAGGAUGCCCCAUGCACCUGUCUCUUACACCGGUCCGCCUUGUGAGCCACCAUUACCUGACAAUUGGUGGGCCUGGCCACCCCAGCCUAUGAAUCACAGGCAAUUUAUUCCUUACAGACAACCUUCUGAAGGUCGAAUUCCUGUGGCGAAUAGAGAUUUCCUGCAGAAAAUUGAGAACCUUGAUCGCCGCUUGAGACUUGAAAUGCACGACCAUCUCCUUUUCUUUUCCAAUUUGGUGGCUUUCCAUUCAGAUUCCAACAGUUUUCACGUGUAUGCCCUGUUCUCUUGCAGUGAUCACACCGAGGUCCUCACUUUUGGAGACCAAGUUGAGCUAUCUGACACAACCGUAUCAUCAAGUGGGGUACACUUUUAUCAUCUGGGUGCCGUGGCUGGUUUAAAAAGUCAUCUCAUGAUUGACAACAUGCUAUUUGUCAAACAUAUCAUGCUGCUAUGGCCCGAGAGGAAAAGCUCAUCGUGCAACUGUACAUAAGCGUUUUACCAUUCCUUCUGCAGUUAGUAAAUGAGAAUAUCAAUUCAGUUUGGUGGGAAAUGUGUUGGACCCCUGGGCUGUUAACU
This is a messenger RNA of Olea europaea var. sylvestris, 4957 nucleotides long. Its product is annotated as protein HUA2-LIKE 3-like. Gene Ontology annotation, molecular function: double-stranded DNA binding; transcription coregulator activity. Bases 939 to 4871 code for a protein of 1310 amino acids. Gene Ontology annotation, cellular component: nucleus. The transcript is spliced from 14 exons. Lineage: Eukaryota; Viridiplantae; Streptophyta; Magnoliopsida; Lamiales; Oleaceae. The record is from RefSeq and is a predicted model, not a curated record. Gene Ontology annotation, biological process: regulation of transcription by RNA polymerase II.